GGAAGUGUGUGUUCUGUACCAAUCACGAUGUCGAAUGAAUUCGUGGAAGGGGAUAUUAAGACGCUGGUCCGCUCAACAGUCUCAUCAGAUAAAAGGUACCGACGAUGGCCAGAGGGUCUGAAGUGUGAAUUGCAAGAGCUCAUUCCAAAGAAGGCUGAGGGGAUGCGGGUAUUACAUCACCAAUGUAUGUGCUACUGUAGCUUACUAGCAUGCAGGUUCUGCUGGGCUGUAUGCCAACUGGACAUUCUGAAACGACUAAAGCCUAAUGGUCCCACCUUCAAGGCGGCCCUUUCGAACCUCCCAAAGACUCUUUAUGAAACGUGCGAGCGUGUUCUUCUCGCAAUACCCGAGGAUGGUUGGCUGUCGGUGCAGCAAGUUUUCAACUGGCUCAUGUACCACAAUGACCUAUUCGGAACCAACAUUGCUCUCGGCACACUAGUCCAAGCUGUCCAGCAAAUUACCUUGGAUCCUUUUCCCCAAUACAUCAAUCUAUGGUACGAUUUUGAAAGCUUGCGUGAGUGUUGUGGUUGCCUUAUCAUGGUUGGGCAAGAAGAAACGCGUAGCGAAGGGUACCAGCGGAAUACGGUCGCUUUUGCACACUAUACUGUCAAAGAGUACCUAGAGUCGCCUCCCAUCCGUCAAAAGAAAGUUGGAUUCUUUGCUCUUGGGCAGGAAAGAUUACGAGACAAGUUCGCGGAGAUCGCACUCCGUCAAGCAUUGGCUAUAACAGACUACUGGAAAGCUUCGAAUUUUGACCACAGUGAUCCUGGAUGCAGAUUUCAAGCUGUAUUGUGGCGUUUCUUCUGCGCUGCAGCUCAGCCUCUGGCCCGAGUCUAUCUCUUCGGAUCCGAAUUUGAUGGAGCUCAGUGAAGAACUCGUCAGCCCUUAUAAGUCGAACUAUGGGAUCCUUUGUGAUCUGCUUUCCAUGGCAGACCUGCAAUCUUUGCUGAGUUGUAUGUUAAAUACCAGUUCUGGGACAUUUCCUACAAGCAAACACCGGAACCCCACGCCGCGGUUUUCUUGAACUUGCUUACUGCAGCAGGCGGUUGUAAUGAACCUCACCUUGCGGUCGCCUUCGCAAGGAGACAUUCCACGCUAGCAG
Paraphaeosphaeria sporulosa is the source of this 1102-nucleotide messenger RNA. RefSeq lists its product as uncharacterized. Lineage: Eukaryota; Fungi; Ascomycota; Dothideomycetes; Pleosporales; Didymosphaeriaceae. The coding region runs from base 28 to 870 and encodes 280 amino acids. The record is from RefSeq and is a predicted model, not a curated record. The transcript has a single exon.